UUCGUACAAGCAUUCAGUCGUGGACACAGCACGCGUAUGGCUAGCGUGUAGACUUUUUGUUGUACUGAAGUGCAAAGGAAGGAUAAAAACAGGAAGAAACUUCGCUGUAAACUAAGGAAAUUAUAGGAAACUGUCUCCUAUGCAUAGGAAAUCUGUGCUCAGUUGAGAAAGUGCCUUUCUCUACUGGUGCAUGUUUAAAUCGGAGGAGAACAUUAGUGCCGUGAGUCGGCCAGACAACUGAUUUCAAAGCUAGCGGCAACACCAGAGCGGAGGCAUGAUUUUGAGACGGAGUUUGGCCGUUGCCGCUAUCAGCCUUCAUGCUUUUUUACUUAGCUUUCUCAUCAAGGUGUCGGAUGCAUCGGGGCAAUUCGAAUUGCAGAUCAUAUCGAUGCAAAACCUGAAUGGAGAGUUGCUGAACGGCCAAUGCUGCGACGGGUCUCGGAACACGGCGGAUCGAAAAUGCACGAGGGAUGAAUGUGAUACCUUUUUCAAAGUGUGCCUGAAGGAAUACCAGUCCAGGGUGUCCGCUGCCGGGCCGUGCAGUUUUGGAGCUGGAUCUACGCCCGUAUUGGGAGGGAAUACAUUUUCUUUGAAGAGUACAGCAAGGAAUGAAAGAUCCAGGAUAGUUUUGCCGUUCAGUUUCGCCUGGCCGAGGUCAUACACGUUAAUAGUGGAAGCCUUGGACUCCAAUAACAACACCAGUGACAUGCAGGUGAUCGAGAAGGGUUACCACUCAGGCAUGAUCAACCCCAGCUCCCAGUGGCAGAAGCUCAGCCACAACGGCCCCAUCGGCCAGCUCGAGUACCAGGUCCGGGUCAGCUGUGACGAACACUACUAUGGCUUCGGCUGCAACAAGUUCUGCCGCCCUCGCGACGAGUUCUUCGGACACUACACCUGCGACUACAACGGGAACAAGACGUGUCUGGAGGGCUGGGCCGGGCUGGACUGCAACACAGCUAUCUGCCGACAAGGCUGCAGCACUGAACACGGGUCCUGUAAGGAGCCGGGCGACUGCAAGUGUCUGUAUGGCUGGCAGGGUCAGUACUGUGACAAGUGCAUCCCUCACCCCGGCUGUGUUCAUGGGACCUGCCUGGAACCCUGGCAGUGCCUCUGUGACACCAACUGGGGAGGACACCUCUGUGACAAAGAUCUGAACUUCUGUGCGACCCACCAGCCGUGCCUGAAUGCAGGGGCAUGCAGCAACACGGGGCCUGACAAGUACCAGUGCUCCUGCGCCGAGGGCUACUCUGGAGUCAACUGUGAGAGGGCGGAGCAUGCCUGUCUGUCUGACCCCUGCUCUAACGGAGGGAGCUGCUCUGAGACCAGCCAGGGAUACGAGUGUCAGUGUGGACCUGGGUGGAGCGGACCAUCCUGCAGCACCAAUGUGGACGAGUGUGCUCCUAACCCCUGUAACCAUGGAGGCACCUGCCAGGACCUGGUCAACAGCUACAGGUGUCUCUGUCCCCCUCAGUGGAUGGGCAAGACCUGUCUGAUAGACGCCAACGAGUGCGACAGCAAGCCCUGCGUCAAUGCCAACUCCUGCCGCAACCUCAUUGGUGGAUACUUCUGCGAGUGCGUCCCUGGUUGGACGGGGCAAAACUGUGACAUCAAUAUUAACGACUGCAAGGACCAGUGCCAGAACGGAGGAACCUGCAAGGACCUGGUGAACAGCUACCGGUGUGUGUGUACCCCGGGCUACGCUGGGGAGCUCUGUGAGAGGGACGUGGAUGAGUGUGCCAGUUCACCCUGUCUGAACGGGGGCCGCUGUCAGGACCAGGUCAACGGCUUCCACUGUCUCUGUCUGUCUGGAUUCUCAGGGAACCUCUGCCAGCUGGAUGUGGACUACUGCCUCCCCCGGCCCUGCCUGAACGGAGCGGCCUGCUUUAACCUGGCCUCUGACUACUACUGCUCCUGUCCUGACGACUACGAGGGGAAGAACUGCUCCCACCUCAAAGACCACUGUCGCACCACCUCCUGCAAAGUGAUUGACAGCUGCACGGUGUCGGUGGCGUCCAACAGCACGCCGGGGGGCGAGCGCUACAUCUCGUCAAACGUGUGCGGGCCCCACGGAACGUGCCGGAGCCAGGCGGGGGGGCAGUUCAGCUGCGAGUGUCAGGAAGGCUUCAGGGGAACCUACUGCCACGAGAACAUCAACGACUGUGAGAGCAGCCCGUGUGGUAACGGGGGCACGUGUAUCGACAAGGUCAGCGUGUACCAGUGCAUCUGUGGAGACGGCUGGGAAGGAGAACACUGUGAGACCAACAUUGAUGACUGCAGCACCAGCCCCUGCCACAACGGAGGGACCUGUAGGGACCUGGUGACAGACUUCUGCGACUGCAAGAACGGCUGGAAGGGGAAGACCUGCCACUCUCGUGAGAGCCAGUGUGAUGAGGCCACCUGUAACAACGGUGCAACGUGUCAUGACGAGGGAGACACCUUCCAGUGUCGCUGUUCACCUGGCUGGGAGGGAGCCACCUGUAACAUAGCCAAGAACUCCAGCUGGCCUGCCCAACCCGUGUGAGAACGGGGGCACACGUGCGUGGUGAGGGCCGACUCGUUCACCUGCGUCUGCAAGGAGGGCUGGGAGGGCCCAACCUGCUCCCAGAAUACCAACGACUGCAGUCCCCACCCAUGCUACAACAGUGGCACGUGUGUGGAUGGAGAUAACUGGUAUCGGUGUGAGUGCUCUCCUGGUUUCGCCGGUCCAGACUGCAGGAUCAAUAUAAACGAGUGCCAGUCGUCCCCCUGCGCCCCCGGCUCCACCUGCCUGGACGAGAUCAACGCCUACCGCUGCCUCUGUCCCCCCAACAAGACUGGAACCCACUGUCAGGAGGUGGUGAGAAGACCUUGCUCUGCUAGCGGCAGGCUCAGUGCUGACGGGACCCGCUGGGAUGAGGACUGUAACAGCUGCUUCUGCUCCCACGGCCAGGUGCUCUGCACCAAGAUGGGGUGUGGUCCGAAGUCCUGCCGGGUCGGCGCUAAAGGUCGUGGUGUCUGUCCGUCGGGGAAGAGCUGCAUGCCGGUCAGAGAGGAGCUGUGCUUCGUGGGCCCCUGCCUGGGUCAGGGGGAGUGCUGGGCCCCCCACGCUGGCCCCCCCACACCCCCCAUCAGGUGCCACCCUGCCUCCGGUUACCAAGACAACUGCUCCAACAUCACCUUCACCUUCAACAAGGAGACCAUGACCAGGGGCCUCACAGUCGAACACGUCUGUAAGGAGCUGAGGCAUCUGUACGUGUUGAAGAACCUCUCGUCUGAGUAUUCCGUCUCCAUGACCUGUGAUCCCUCCACGACAGCCAGCAACGAGAUCCAUGUCUGUCUGUCUGUGGAGGAGCAGAGGGACGGCAGGAGCCCCAUCAAGGAGCUGACAGAGCGGCUCAUCGACCUGGGCAAGCGGGACGGGAACAGCAGCAUCAUCACGGCCAUCGCUGAGGUCCGCGUGCAGAAGAGGCCUGGACCCAGCAAGACCGACUUCCUGAUCCCGCUGGUCAGCUGUGUCGUCAUCGUGGUGUGGAUCCUCAUCCUGGUCUCCGUCUUCCUGUGGUGUGUGCGUCGCCGCCGGAAACAGAGCAGCCACGGCAACGUGUCGACCGCGGCGACGGAGGACAACACGACCAACAACGUCCGCGAGCAGCUGAACCAGAUCAAGAACCCCAUCGAGAAGCACGGCAGCCUGGUGGCGCUGGGCUACGAGGACAAAAACACCCUCAGCGCCAAAACAAGGACGCACCUCCCUGAGGCGGAGGAGGAGGAGAGACGCCUGCAGAAGGGACGCUUUGCUAAGCAGCCAGCGUACACGCUGGUGGAGAAGGAGGAGCAGACGGCCGCGUCCCGCCCCUCGCCCCCCAAACACCCAAACUGGACUAACAAGCAGGACAACAGGGCCCUGGAGAACACACACAGCUCCAACAGGAUGGAGUACAUCGUAUAGCAGGCAGCCGCGUUGCUGUGCAACCAGGCCCCUCGCCCUCGCAGAUGUUCACGUCGGGGAAUCGGAGGAACAUUCUGGGAUUCGUGUUCUUUAACUGUUGUCCUAUUCUUGACCCCCAGUGGUUGUUGUUCGCAUAGAUUCCCUGUGUUAAUUUAAGUUUUGACAAGCUGGCUUACACUGGCGGAGUAGGUUGCUUUGGUUGGCUGGAGAACUGGGAGCUGUGUUUCACAUUUCACAGCAAAACUGGUUUCCUGUGCCCCUACAACAUGCAUUUCAAUUGUGUUUUUUUUUUUUUUUGGUUGGACCCUCUCCCCCCCAUAUUUUGGUUUUGGGGUGCCUGUUAUUUCAAGUAGUCUUAAGUGUUAUUUUAUUUAGGCAAAAUGUAAGAAUAAAAUCUGAAGCUUUAGCGCAGUAUUUUUAGCUUUACAUAGUUUGUGUACCACUAGCUCAGUCUGGGGAAGGGCCUGUUCAGAUUUAGACCACAGCAACCGUCAGAAAAUUAGAAAAACUUUAUUAUUUAUUAUUGUUUUCUCUUGGGAGGGUGGGGUCGAUGACAGCAGUUGCUGCCAAUAUGAAGAAUUUAAGUGUCAAUCUAGAACAUGUAGAUAUGUACAUUUUUUUUGUAUUAAUCAUUGUGUAUAUUUGAUUUAUUAACUUAAUAAUCAAGAGCCUUAAGAUAUCAUUCCUUUUUUUAUUUAUAUGUCUAGAUUUCGAAGGUUUUGAUAGCUUUGGAAGCUUACUGUUUCUUUUGGAUGACAUUUUAUUUUUUUCAAAAAUGCCAAACUUCAAAGAAGAAAAAGUAUGGGCACUUCAUGCCCAAGAGAAAUGUUUCUUUUCAUUUGUUUUAAUUAUUUUAAAUAUAAUUUCAGAAUCUCUUUCUACAGAAUCCAUUUUGCCAAGACAUUACAAUUAAGUCAAGUUAGGUAGAGUCCAAUACCAAACAAGGAUAAAUGCUGCUCUGAGUCUCAACGUUGUGGCAGACAUAUUGCUUGCCACAGAUAAACAAACUAUUAAGGGAACUAAACCAUGUUUAGAAGCUCAUAAAGAAACCCACAAACUUGUAAAUGGCCAAAGCUGCCAGCUCAGAUGGUAGUUCACACACAGCAACAUGUCCAACCAGAAUCCUCAGCUCUAGUCAGCGUACUGUCAUAAGCUAGACCAUGAAUACUUGAACAGUAGGAGGUGAAGGCGACACUGUAGAACCACAUCAGACUGCUUUGAAUUAGGUCUUUCUUUCUGUGCAUUUUCUUUAAAUAAGGCUCUUAAAAAAAAAAAAAAACGACAAAAAAGACAAACAUGUUUUUUCUCAUUUGUUCCACUUUUGAGAUCUUGGCAA
Molecule: messenger RNA, 5264 nt
Organism: Osmerus eperlanus (European smelt)
Lineage: Eukaryota; Metazoa; Chordata; Actinopteri; Osmeriformes; Osmeridae
Gene: jag1b
Product: jagged canonical Notch ligand 1b
Biological process (GO): cell communication; multicellular organism development; Notch signaling pathway
Cellular component (GO): membrane
Molecular function (GO): calcium ion binding; Notch binding
Source: RefSeq, a predicted model, not a curated record